AACAAUGAAUGUGAUAUGACAUGCAGUGGGAUCAGGGGGCCAAGACAGAAUAACAGAACAGGAAGAAUAUGUGCAUAUGUAAGGUGUAAGUGUUUCUCUCUUGUCUCUCUCCCUUCAGGCCACAGUAAAGCAGUGCGGGAUAUCUGCUUCAACAACACUGGGACUCAGUACAUGAGUGCAGCCUACGACCGCUACCUCAAACUCUGGGACACAGAGACAGGCCAGUGCAUUUCCCGCUUCACAAACCGGAAGGUGCCGUACUGCGUCAAGUUCAACCCAGAUGAGGACAAGCAGAACCUUUUCGUGGCCGGCAUGUCUGAUAAGAAGAUCGUUCAGUGGGACGCAAGGACAGGGGAGGUGGUUCAGGAGUAUGACCGUCACCUGGGCGCGGUCAACACCAUCACGUUCGUGGAUGAGAACCGCCGUUUCGUCAGCACGUCAGAUGACAAGUCCCUCCGCGUGUGGGAGUGGGACAUUCCCGUGGACUUCAAAUACAUCGCAGAGCCCAGUAUGCACUCUAUGCCUGCUGUAACGCUUUCACCCAAUGGUAAGUGGCUGGCCUGCCAGUCCAUGGACAAUCAGAUCCUGAUAUUUGGAGCCCAGAACCGUUUCCGUCUGAACAAGAAGAAGAUCUUCAAGGGCCACAUGGUGGCUGGCUACGCCUGCCAGGUGGACUUCUCCCCAGACAUGAGCUAUGUGGUGUCUGGCGAUGCGGAUGGGAAGCUGAAUAUCUGGGACUGGAAGACAACCAAGCUGUACCACCGGAUCAAGGCCCACGAUAAGGUGUGCAUCAGUGCCUUGUGGCACCCCCACGAGACCUCCAAGGUCAUCACCUGUGGCUGGGACGGACUGAUCAAACUCUGGGACUAGAGACAUGGGGUGGGGGCUGCAAAGGGACUCCCUCUUUUUAGGGGGAGAGGUGGUCUUUCUGUUAUGUACUUUCCCUAAUUUAGCGGCAGGCUAAAAGCCAUAGGGCUGGUAUCUAGUCCUUUUGUAACAGUGUAUAUUUCUAUCCCAUCUGAAGAGAGGACAGCGAUGUAUACAUAGAAAGAUAAACAUUUUCUCCGUGUGUUGUGUUUAUAGGGUUCUCAUCCCUCACAUGCGCUCUCUUAAUUUCAUGUUUUCUGGCUUCUGUUUUAAUCAGUGAUGUCCGUAUCAUUCACACAAUAUUUUUUAUAUUGGAAAAUAUUAUGUUUUCCAAUGUAUGUCCCUUUGUGAAAUUAAAUUUUUUAUAAACUUU
Oncorhynchus keta (chum salmon) is the source of this 1240-nucleotide messenger RNA. RefSeq names its product pre-mRNA-processing factor 17-like. The record is from RefSeq and is a predicted model, not a curated record. Gene Ontology annotation, molecular function: mRNA binding; protein binding. The coding region runs from base 16 to 870 and encodes 284 amino acids. Lineage: Eukaryota; Metazoa; Chordata; Actinopteri; Salmoniformes; Salmonidae. Gene Ontology annotation, cellular component: catalytic step 2 spliceosome. The transcript is spliced from 6 exons. Gene Ontology annotation, biological process: mRNA splicing, via spliceosome.